Salvia hispanica is the source of this 702-nucleotide messenger RNA. The record is from RefSeq and is a predicted model, not a curated record. Lineage: Eukaryota; Viridiplantae; Streptophyta; Magnoliopsida; Lamiales; Lamiaceae.
AUGGAUCUCUCUCAUGGGAAUGUUGGCUCAUACCCUAGGGUGCCCAUUGAUGAAACCCGGGUUCGGGAUAAACUUGGCCUUUUCAAAUGGGGUCCGGGGGACCAAGAGAUUCUCUACGACCUCAUUAUACGGGGGGUUGAAUUAGGGGGGGGCGAAGAGUGGUACAGGUGUUUCACCUUGCGUCAUGAUGCCACCGGUCGACCCGGAUUGUCGACAUAUCAGAAGUGCACCGUGGCAAUUAGGCAGCUUGCCUAUGCCGGGCCUGCUGACAUGUUCGACGAAUAUCUACAGAUGGGCAAAACGACUGCGCUUAAAACGCUGAGACAGUUUUGCAAGGGUAUCAAAGCUAUCUUCAAAGGGGAUUACCUACGGAAACCAAUGACCGAUGAAUGCCAGAGACUGAUAAAUAUGCUCGGGACUGUGCAUCAUUUUCCGGGGAUGUUGGGCAGCAUCGAUUGCAUGCACUGGGAGUGGAGGAACUGCCCGGUGGCUUGGAAGGGGCAGUUCACUUCUGGUUUCAAAGGGCGACAUCCCACGAUGAUCCUUGAAGCCGUUGCUGUCUACCGCUUGCAAAUCUGGCAUGCGUAUCUUGGUGUCGUUGGGUCGAACAACGACAUCAACAUUCUAAAAUCGUCACAUCUUUUCAAUGAUGAGUCCCAGGGUGAGGGUCCACAAGUCAGCUUCGUGGCCAAUGGCACGUAG